AUGUCUGUCGCAGCCCCCUCCCCUGCUGCGUUGGUCGAGUCGGCCAAGAAAGCCGCUGCCACCCAAGCCGUCGAUGAACACCUGCUCCCGAGCCAUCGCUACGUCGGCAUUGGCUCCGGCAGUACCGUCGUCUACGUGGUGGAAGCCAUCGUGGCCAAGGGAGUCGACUUUUUCAAGAACAUGGUCUUCAUACCCACAGGCAGCCAAUCCAAGGGUCUGAUCCGCACUGCUGGGCUCACCCUGGCAAACCUCGAUGAGAGGCCCGUUGUCAAUGGCAGGCCUGUGCAGCUUGAUGUUUGCUUUGACGGCGCGGAUGAGGUUGACGCUGAGCUCAACCUGAUCAAGGGUGGCGGCGCCUGCCUCUUCCAGGAGAAGCUGGUUGCUAUCGCGGCCAAGACUUUUGUCGCCGUGGCGGACUACCGCAAGCAGUCACCACGACUCUGCACUACAUGGAAGAACAUUCCUAUCGAGGUUCUUCCCCUCUCUGCACCAGAUGUCCUUCUUCGUCUCCAGGCUUUGGGCUCUCCAGCACCUGCCGUCCGCUCGGGUCUCCCCAGCAAGGCUGGUGAGUGCGUCACGGACAAUGGUAUGUGGAUCAUCGACGCGCCUUUCCCACCGCUGCUGCUGCCCAGCGACCUGACACCCGGGGUCGAUGGCCUCGGCAAGGGCGGUAUUUGGGAGGUAAGCAAACUUGCCGACGAGUUGCUCCGCACACCUGGCAUCGUCGAGAUUGGCCUUUUCCAUGGCUUCAACGGGACCCAAGCAGUUGGUCUGGGUAAGGAGGGGCAGGCACAAAAGCCGGUUGCGGCCUACUUUGGCACGGCUGACGAUCAGAUCCAUCAGAUCCAGUCUGGUCAGGUCAUCGUCGACCUCUGUUCUGUCGUCAAGGAGCUCGUGGAAAACAGCAUAGACGCUGGUGCUAACAACGUUGAUGUCCGCUUCAAGAACCAAGGGCUCGACUUGAUCGAGGUGCAAGAUAAUGGUGGUGGAAUUGCGCCAGCAAAUUAUGAAUCUGUCGCUUUGAAGCAUCACACCUCAAAGCUGUCAACGUACGCCGACAUAGGAUCGCUAGACACCUUUGGCUUCCGAGGUGAAGCACUCGCCUCACUAUGCGCUCUUUCCACAAUGACGGUCACCACUUGCUUACCAAAGGAUGCCCCCAAGGCUUCUAAGCUCAGCUUUGAGCCUUCUGGCAAGUUGAAGGGGACGAAUGUGGUGGCCGCGCAAAAGGGGACAACCGUGUCCGUGGAGAAGCUAUUUCACAACCUCCCCGUACGCAGGAAAGAGCUUGAGAGGAAUAUCAAGCGGGAGUGGAACAAGGUCAUUGCUCUACUCAACCAGUACGCUUGCAUCCAAACGAAUCUCAAGUUCUCUGUAUCGCAGCAGCCUACCAAGGGCAAGCGGAUCGUCCUCUUCUCAACCAAGGGCAAUGCCGCGACAAAGGACAACAUUAUCAACAUAUUUGGCGCCAAGACCAUGACGGGCCUCGUGCCCCUGGAUUUAACGCUCGAAAUGCAGCCGUCGGCUGUCAGCUCUGUGCUCCAGCCACCGGUCGACAAUGGGCCAGUCUCCACCCAAGUCCGGAUUGUUGGGCAUGUGUCUCGACCAGCCCAAGGCGAAGGUCGUCAGACACCCGAUCGUCAAAUGUUCUUCAUCAAUGGACGGCCAUGCGGCUUGCCUCAGUUUGCCAAAGCCUUCAACGAGGUUUACAAGUCGUACAACUCGACGCAAUCGCCAUUCAUCAUGGCCGACAUUCAACUGGACACCCACAUGUAUGAUGUGAAUGUGAGUCCGGACAAGCGCACGAUUCUCCUCCAUGAACAGAAUCAGCUUCUCGAUUCACUCCGCUCUGCACUGGGCGACCUAUUCGACUCGCAGGACUACUCGGUACCAACUUCUCAGCUUGCUAGGACAAAGCAGAGUCCCUUUGGUCAGCGGGAUUCUGCAACACCCGCCCGAACCCAGACCUGGCGCGGUCAAGAUGUCACACCUGCUGCUGCGCCAGUUGACUCUGACUCUGACUCUGAUUCGGCAGAAGCAUCCCGUAGCAGUGCGUCUAGGGCACAUCUGUUGAGGAGCAGCCACUCGCGGACUCCCUCCGUCAAGGCUAGUACUAACAGAGCCGACAAUCUGAUCGACCGGUGGAUUCAACGGCGUGAUGCUACAGAAGCAUCUGACGGAGCGCGUACGCAGCAUGCUACGCCAUCACGUACAGCCAGACAGGAGCCUGUUUCGACAAGUACCAAAGAGAUUGAUGUCGAAGAGAAAAUCCCCAAGGACGAGGACGUGAGCAUGGCUGAACCCGAACCACGACAUCCUCUCGUCCACCAGUACAGCAACGAACCAGAGCUCUUCGUACCAGAGGCCGGUCCUCCCCAAUUACCCAUUCCCAAGGUGCAGCAUGUGAGGCAGGAAAUCCCCAAGUCAAGUCCGCUAGCGCAUCGAAGUCCUAGCAAACCAGCCUCAGAGCCUAUCAGCAUCACAAUCGGCGAUCCAGAGGUCCCAUCCAGUUCGCACAAGCGUCGUAGGGUCUUGUAUGACGCGCAUUCUGAUGGGACGGAGGACAUCGAAGAAGAAUCGUCGUCCGAUGAGGAGUUGCCAACAAAGCCGUCAUUCGGCGGCAGCCUAAGUCAAAAGUUCACGGCAGGUCUCAGGGGUCGCUCUGAAGACUCGGGCGUCAGUGAACGCCAAGCUACUGUUAUGGCACAACUUCCUAUAGAUGCACCAGAGCCCAAAUUGGUGGACGAAGACAAGGAAAACGUCAGAACCACCCAUCGUCAAGCCAGUUCACAAGCCGAGUCGAGUGUUGCAUCCGGGUCGUCUCACCACUCUGACGACAGACCAGAAGAAGGCUCUGCCAUCGAAGCCGGCGAGCAGAAUCAUGCACCAAGCACCAGAGCCGUGGACACUGAAGAUGGCGAGGACGCGGCUGCUUUCGCCAAGACUAGGGGCCACUCUCUUCAAGCGAGCUCACGUCGUAAAGACGCAACCCUGCAGAUUAUCCAGAGUGUCACGACUGGCGAGGGAGCGAUUCAGUCCAUGAUGACAACAUGGACCACUUCGUUGCGCCACACGACCUCGUCUCAAGCGGCGUCAACGAACGAAAUGGAGGACAUCACCUCGACAGACGCCGAGUCCAAACUGUCGCUCAUUAUCCAGAAAUCCGACUUUGGCGCGAUGCGCAUCAUUGGGCAGUUCAAUAUGGGCUUCAUCAUCGCUAUCCGCCCGGGCUCCCCCCGGUCCAACCAGCCCAAUGCAGACGAGCUCUUCAUCAUCGACCAGCACGCCUCGGACGAAAAGUACAACUUUGAGCGGUUGCAGGAUGUCACCAUUGUCCAGUCCCAGCGUCUGGUGCAUCCGAAGCGCCUCGAGCUCACGGCCCUCGAGGAGGAAAUCGUCAUGCAGAACCCCGAGGCCAUUGAGGCAAACGGAUUCAAGGUCAGCAUCGACACGAGCGGCGACACCCCCGUUGGGUCCCGCUGCCAACUCAUGGCCCUGCCACUCAGUCGUGAGACAACCUUUAACGUGGCGGACUUGGAAGAGCUCAUUGCGCUGUUGGGCGAGGAGUCUUCCGAGUCGAAGCACAUUCCUCGGCCGGCCAAGGUCAGAAAGAUGUUUGCUAUGCGUGCGUGUCGGAGUAGUAUCAUGAUCGGCAAGGCUCUGACGCGGAGCCAGAUGAGCAACGUUAAUGCAAAUGUGGGAUGA
This is a messenger RNA of Emericellopsis cladophorae, 3705 nucleotides long. Its product is annotated as Mismatch repair endonuclease-like protein. Gene Ontology annotation, biological process: mismatch repair; pentose-phosphate shunt, non-oxidative branch. The record is from RefSeq and is a predicted model, not a curated record. Gene Ontology annotation, cellular component: MutLalpha complex. The coding region runs from base 1 to 3705 and encodes 1234 amino acids. The transcript has 5 exons. Gene Ontology annotation, molecular function: mismatched DNA binding; ATP hydrolysis activity; ribose-5-phosphate isomerase activity. Lineage: Eukaryota; Fungi; Ascomycota; Sordariomycetes; Hypocreales; Bionectriaceae.